Messenger RNA from Amaranthus tricolor (Joseph's coat), 872 nucleotides. RefSeq names its product histone H2A.Z-specific chaperone CHZ1-like. The coding region runs from base 75 to 611 and encodes 178 amino acids. Lineage: Eukaryota; Viridiplantae; Streptophyta; Magnoliopsida; Caryophyllales; Amaranthaceae. The transcript has a single exon. The record is from RefSeq and is a predicted model, not a curated record.
AACCCUUCAUAUAUCUUCAUUGUUCAUAUACCGCUGUGACUGUUCAAAGUAGCCAAACCUCAAAAUUGGCAAACAUGGAGCUAACUUCAAUGGCGGAUGCCAAUGAUUGCGCCGAACCCGCAUUACCCACCAAGCGCAUCCCAGAUCUGACCACCGAAGAAUCCCCCAAUGAACCCAAGAAGCCAAAACUUGACAACCCUGACAACAAUGGUAAACAAACUCCCCAACCUCUCAUAGAAAAACACCAAGCAGAAUUGGAUGAAAAAUUGGAAAAACCAGAUCAAAAUAAACCAACAUUUGAAGAAGAACAAGAACCAAAACUUCCCUCUAAUGGGAAACCAGAAAUUGACAGAAAAGGUAAGGGUAUUCUAAUUGAAGAAGACGAUGAAGAUGACGACGAUGAUGAUUCGGAUUCAGAUUCGGAUUCAGAUGAUUCAAUCGCUGCGGAAUUAUCAGACGAAAGCGAUUUCGCCGAUGACCCACUGGCUGAAGUUGAUUUAGAUAACAUCCUUCCCUCGAGAACUCGCCGGAAAAUUAUUAACCCUGGAGCUUACCUUGCUACUGAUCUCCCUGAAGAGGAUUCCGAUGAGAGUGAUGACCCUGAUGCUUAGAAUUUUUUUCCCCCUCUAAGGUUAGUAGUGAAUUUCUAGUGGGUUUUCAGUCAUCAAUCCGAGCCUCCUAGUUUUUUUUUUUUUUUUUUUUUUUUCUUUUUUUCUUUUUUUUUUUGAGUUAUUGAGGAAAGUAUAUUAGUUGGUAGUUCUUGAUGAGUGGAUGAUUUAUUUUGUUAGGUAUAAUCUAGAAUAUAUGUUGUCAAAAUAACACAAUUUUUAGUUUUCUAAUUAAUUAUUAAUGGAUUUUCAGCUAUUAUUAUG